Xenia sp. Carnegie-2017 is the source of this 1390-nucleotide messenger RNA. Its product is annotated as olfactomedin-like protein 2A. The record is from RefSeq and is a predicted model, not a curated record. NCBI's taxonomy places the organism in Eukaryota, Metazoa, Cnidaria, Anthozoa, Malacalcyonacea, Xeniidae. Gene Ontology annotation, biological process: signal transduction. The transcript is spliced from 6 exons. The coding region runs from base 169 to 1233 and encodes 354 amino acids.
ACAACUUGCUGAAACCAUACCUCUAAUUUCAGACUUCGAGAUUCCUAUAAAAUGCUGCCUUUCCCAACGAGUUGUUGUGGUACAACAAUUGUUGUUUGAAAGGGAGACAAGUAACAGUUUGACGCUUUUUUUGAUUGUCAACUACUGGUUUCGUCGACGUCUUUAAACAUGUAUUUCUUUUAUUUUAAUACAUUUCUUUCGCUCUUGGUGAUUGGGUCAACGUCAUCAAAUGGCAAAAUAAUUGAAUCAUCAAAGAAUGAGAAAGAGUUUACUAAAACGGCGUCAGAGUUGUUAGCAAACGCUGACCAGAAUGUUGAGACACAAUCCGACGACGAAAAGCGUACUCUGAACCGUCGUACGACAAAGCAAAGCAUUGCAAAUCUGUACUUGGAAUUGGCUAAAGCUUACAUUCUUGAAGCAGCAUUGAAAAAAGGAAAAGCGUUAACCAGUCUUGUGUAUUUGGAAGAUAAUUGUAAGAAAAUCAAGAAAGUGGGCGAACCAAUUGUUCACCAUCAUUCUGGAAAGACGCAGGGAGCUUGGAUGAAAGAUCCACUUGGUCUUCUUGGUGCCAAAAAAAUAUGGUACAUAAAUGGUUACCAUGGGAAUAAGGUGUUGGAGUUUGAGGACAUGGAUCACUUUAAAGCUGGGAAGUUUCUAAAACACAUAUUGCCGUACAAUAUUGCUGGUACUGGAUCAGUUGUCUAUGGUCGAUAUCUCUACUUUCACAGAAGUGGAACAUGCAAUGUUGUGCAGUAUGAUUUGGAGUAUUCGAGAGUUUCAAAACAGGCCUGUCCAAAUUCAAAUAUAAAAUCAGGGCAGUACAGUUACCAAUGGGGUGGCUACUCUGGAGUUGAUUUGUCUGUCGACGAGAGUGGUUUAUGGGUUUUAUGGGCUUAUAAAGGAUACAGUGGAAAGUUAUGUGCGACGUUGAUGGAUCCAUUGACGCUCAGAACUCUAAGUAAUUACUAUGGUAUUUCAUCAGAGUCAAAGACGAGCAUGGGAAAUGCAUUCGUGGCCUGUGGCAUUGUUUACAGCAUUGAUAGUUGCCAUGCACGCUCCACAGCCAUCAACUACGCGUAUGAUGUUGGAAAAAGAACUGGAUCCAACCCAAAUAUAAAAUUCACCAACAAAUUUGGAUACAACAGUAUGGUGACGUAUAACCCUCGUGAGAAGGUGCUGUAUGCAUGGGACAGACAUCGUCAGAUUACCUACCCACUUGAGUUCGAAAAGUGAGGUCUUUCGUGAAUUGUGAAGUUUUUGCGCUACUUUAUAGUUUACUUAAAAUUAUAGUUGUUAGAAGAAAACUAUUGUAAUAGCUCGUCAAAUGAUAGGUAUUAUAAUGGGCUUUGAAUCAAUAAAUCGCUCUGAAUGGGCUCUGAAUUAAACUCUA